This is a messenger RNA of Peronospora farinosa, 363 nucleotides long. Lineage: Eukaryota; Oomycota; Peronosporomycetes; Peronosporales; Peronosporaceae. The record is from the annotation of a GenBank genome assembly.
AUGGUCAAGGAAACAAAGACUCGCAACACUAAGCGCUCUCCGGAUGUGGUCGCUCGUGACUACACUAUUAAUCUCCACAAGCGUCUUCACGGAUGUGUGUUUAAGAAGAAAGCAGCUCGUGCUGUACGCGCAAUCAAGAAGUUUGCUCAGGUGAACAUGAAGACUCAGGACGUGCGCAUUGACUCGAAGCUCAACAAGUUCAUCUGGUCCAAGGGUGUACGCAAUGUGCCUUACCGCGUACGUGUGCGUCUGUCGCGUAAGCGCAAUGACGACGAGGAUGCCAAGGAGAAGCUUUACACGCUCGUACAGCACGUACAGGUGGCUAGUUUCAAGGGCCUCCAGAACGACAAUGUUGAUGAGUAA